UCCAAGGUAUCAGCUGGAACCCUCUUCUUCUUUCUUUAAACUAACUAAAUAAUCCUUCUCCCACACUACUUUAGAUUAAAAAAGAAAAACAUAUAAGUAACAAAAUAUGUUUUCUAUUCCUUAUUAUCUUCUAGAUUUCUCCCUUCCUUUCUGAAAUAUUCAGAAAAAACACCCCAAAUCAAGAAUCAAACCCUGAGCUUAAUACACCCUUUUGCUCAAAAUAAUGGUUUGUUCAGUAGUUUCCAGUGGAUACCCUUUAUUCUCCAAUGUCCAAAUUAUUAGAAAAAACCAAUCUUUAUCAUGUUUGAACAAAUCUAUUUCAUGUUGUCAGCAGCAAAAUCUUUGUUCCAAAACACAUCUGAUAAAGAUAAUAGGCCCUCAGAAAAAAGUUAAGCAAGUUUCUCUUCCUAAUAAUGUCAAGAAAAAAGGUUUUUUUGAGGAAAAGAUUGGGUUUUCUCAAAUGGGGAGUCAACAAAAUAUGGCAAUAUUAUGUGGGGUUGGGUAUUGGGUACAGGGUUUUAGGUGUUUUCCUUGGUUGGCUCUUAAUUUUCACAUGGCAGAUGGAUUAAAUAUGCUUCCAUCUACAUUACAACUUGUGCAGUAUUCUGGGAAUUUACCUAUGGUUGCUAAGCCUAUUUAUGGUAUUUUGUCUGAUGCUGUUUAUAUUGGUGGUGCUCAUAGAAUACCUUAUAUUUCUAUUGGAGUUUUCCUCCAGGUUUUGGCUUGGGGUCAAUUAGCAUUAAUCUCCGCUGCAAGUGAAGCACUUCCUGCUAUUAUGGCUUGUGUUCUUCUUAGCAACGUCGGAGCAUCCAUUACAGAAGUUGCCAAAGAUGCGCUAGUGGCUGAAUAUGGUCAAAGAAACAGAAUGGCUGGUCUACAAUCUUACGCAUUUAUGGCCUCAGCUGCCGGUGGAAUUUUAGGCAACUUUAUCGGAGGAUAUUUCCUACUCAAAACACAGCAACCUAAGUUAAUGUUUCUAGCCUUUUCCGCUCUGCUUGCUCUUCAACUAGCAGUAACUUCAGGUACCAGAGAAGCGUCCCUUGGUUUAGCUCAAUCAUUAAAAUAUUCUGCUGUUAGGGAACCAAUCACGGAAAUAUUUCGAAAACAGUAUUCGGAUCUUCUGAUAGCAGUUAGAGAAGAAAGUAUUGCUCGUCCUCUUAUAUGGAUUGUUGUGUCCAUUUUAGCAGUCCCAGCCCUCUCUGGAUCUAUCUUUUGCUAUCAGACACAAUGCCUAAAUCUUGAUCCGUCUGUUAUAGGGAUGUCAAAGGUGAUAGGCCAUAUGAUGCUUCUAUCUUUGACAGUCUUGUAUGAUCGAUUUGGCAAAAGGGUUCCAAUGAGAAAACUGAUUAGCAUCGUUCAGAUUACAUAUGCUGCUUCUCUUCUGCUUGACCUUGUACUUGUAAAGCAGCUUAAUCUCAAAAUGGGAAUUCCAAAUGAAUGGUUUGCUCUUUGCUUCUCGGGUCUAGCAGAAACUAUUGCAAUUUUUAAGCUCUUGCCGUUCCAUGUGCUGUUUGCAAGUUUGGCUCCAUCUGGCUUUGAAGGAUCUCUCAUGUCUUUCUUGGCGUCGGCUCUGUGUUUGUCUUCAAUAUUUAGUGGGUUUCUAGGUGUUGCCCUGGCUACUUUCCUUGGUAUAACGUCCGGUGACUACUCAAAUCUGCAUAUUGGGAUACUUAUCCAGUUUAUUGCAGCAUUACUGCCGCUGGGAUGGCUCAGUUGUGUCCCUAUGGCUCAACCUGAAUCUGAAAAGGAAAGGAAGAGAAGUGUAAGUAAAAGAACGAGAAAAAACAGAAGGGUAGGAAGAGUAGUUGUUGAUUCAUUCUAUUCUUAUAGACGCAAAAGAGAAUCUGAUUUACUGAGAUGAGAAUUUUGUAGCUAGCUGGCUAAAUAAUCAGAGUUCAAGAAAAUUUGAGUUGUAUCUUAGUCUACCGAUGAGGAAUUGAUGAUGAGGACAGACGACUUAUGACCAGUCCCUAGUACUUUAUGAAAUUCACCUCUUCCGAUGAUUUUGAUAUAAUGUUUCUUGGCGAGUUAUAACCAUGCAGCUGAUUUCUUGGAUUAUUUCUGGACUCUGCUAAGAAGCGGAUUUUUUUACUUGAAUCGAAGAAAGAAAAUGUAGCCUAGCGACAUUGCGUAAAUGUUACUUCCAUGAUCUAUUAAUCAUCUGAGUUACACAGAGUCUAGUGGGAGUCGUUUCCAGAUCCGUAUAGGCACUCCUCACUGAUCCGAAGGCCGGUUUUGACUUUUGAGUAGGAUUCCUCGCACUCUAUUGCUGUUUGCAGAUGAUGGCAGCCUCUGAAUUUUGUUAUUCGACAUGCCUAUUUGUUAAAGUUAAGCUUCUGAAAGAAAAGGUGAAGAAUUUUUGUUGGUUGCUUCCGCUUCACUGUUCCUUGAGCCGGAGGUCUAUCAGAAAUAGUAUUUCUACCUUCACAAGGUAGGAGUAAAGUCUGCGUACACAUUACUCUCUCCAGACCCCACUUGUGGGAGUACACUGGGUUUUUUGUUGUAAAAGGUGAAGAAUUUGAAUGUGGUCACUGACACAAUCAAGAGCAACUAGUCUGUUACUCUUUUUGCAUUGGAGGGCUAGCUGUUCAGUUCAUUGAGCUUGUCCAAAGAACUAAAAGAGGAAAGGAACUACCAGUAGAGAAAGUUGCAAGGAUUUUCUCAACUCGGAAAAAUAUUAAUGUUUGGUGAUUUCUUUUCAUCUACCUUAACCUUGGUGUACAGAGUUACUCGAUACUUGUGCUAGUGGAGGUAGCAGAUACUUGGUGAACCAGUCGAGCUGUGCACAUGUUUUUUUUCCGGAUGCGACCCUUAUAAUAAAAAGGGAGAAAAAGGGUGCUAGGAUGGGGAAGGGUGCUUGUAAAGCUAAUAAUCAUUGAAUAUAUUACUUUCUUUAACUUUCCAUUGUUAUGAACUGUGUGUUGGUGGAAG
Nicotiana tabacum (common tobacco) is the source of this 2931-nucleotide messenger RNA. RefSeq names its product putative folate-biopterin transporter 8, chloroplastic. Gene Ontology annotation, cellular component: membrane. Lineage: Eukaryota; Viridiplantae; Streptophyta; Magnoliopsida; Solanales; Solanaceae. The record is from RefSeq and is a predicted model, not a curated record.